Molecule: messenger RNA, 1773 nt
Organism: Alnus glutinosa
Lineage: Eukaryota; Viridiplantae; Streptophyta; Magnoliopsida; Fagales; Betulaceae
Product: probable magnesium transporter NIPA6
Exons: 9
Coding region: 359-1366 (335 amino acids)
Biological process (GO): magnesium ion transport
Cellular component (GO): membrane
Molecular function (GO): magnesium ion transmembrane transporter activity
Source: RefSeq, a predicted model, not a curated record
GUGUAACUUGAGGAAAAUAUACCGCGACACAGGAAACGACGCCUUCGGCCCGUGCAGGAAUGAGAAACUUCCGACGAGAAGACGAAUACGAACUUUCACACUGUGAGAGUCUUCGCUUCGUUAAGCUUCGUCGAGAAGGCUUUUAUUGUCAUUUCAGAUCUCUCUCUCUCUCUCUCUCUCUCUCCGUGGGUUCGAUUUCAGACUCACUAUUUGGCGUCGCAGAGAGAAACACUUGUGCAAUUCUCAUUGGCCCUAGCCCUUUUAGCGGGAAAAUUUCAAGCUCUCCCUCACCUAAUCACUGACCUUGACCUAAUCUCAGUUUUUUGUUUUGAAUACUCUGAGAGAGAGAGAGAGAGAGAUGGGGGCGUCGGACAAUGUGAAGGGGCUGAUAUUGGCGGUGGCGUCUAGCGUCUUCAUCGGCACAAGCUUCAUCGUGAAGAAGAAGGGCCUCAAGCGCGCCGGUGCCGCUGGUACUCGUGCAGGAGUUGGAGGUUACACUUAUUUACUAGAGCCACUUUGGUGGGCAGGGAUGGUGACAAUGAUUGUUGGAGAGGUUGCAAACUUUGUGGCUUAUGUCUACGCUCCAGCAGUUCUAGUAACCCCACUUGGUGCACUGAGUAUAAUUAUCAGUGCUGUUUUGGCUCACUUCUUGUUGAAGGAACGUCUGCAGAGAAUGGGUAUUGUAGGAUGUGUAUCCUGCAUUGUGGGAUCAGUUGUAAUUGUAAUCCAUGCACCUGAGGAGCAUACUCCAAAUUCUGUAGAAGAAAUCUGGAAUCUGGCAACACAACCAGCCUUUCUAAUAUAUGUUGCAGCUACACUUUCAAUAGUGCUGGCCUUGAUUUUGCAUUUUGAACCUCGCUAUGGGCAAACAAAUAUGCUGAUCUACUUGGGAAUUUGUUCUUUGAUGGGUUCACUUACGGUUGUAAGCAUAAAGGCCAUUGGAAUUGCAAUUAAGCUUACGCUGGAGGGGGUAAGUCAAAUAGCUUAUCCUCAGACUUGGUUUUUUCUCACUGUUGCGGUGAUCUGCGUCAUUACACAGCUAAAUUACCUGAACAAGGCAUUGGAUACAUUCAGCGCAACAAUUGUUUCUCCAGUAUAUUAUGUAAUGUUCACAACUCUGACUAUCAUCGCUAGUGCCAUAAUGUUCAAGGAUUGGUCAGGUCAGAAUGCCAGCAGCAUAGCCUCUGAGUUAUGCGGAUUCAUCACUGUGCUUUCAGGAACAAUCAUACUUCAUGCAACCAGAGAACAGGAACCACCUCCUACACAAGGGACUGUAACAUGGUACGUCAGUGGGGAUUCAAUGAAAUGUUUUGAAGAAGAAGAACAUUUGAUCACUAUACACAAUUCAGAUGGUCUUGAACAAUGAGCUUUUUUAUUUUUUAAGAGAACAUGAUUCCCCAGCAAAUAGCAAUGAAGCAACCCGCGGCUGCUGUUAAGAGUAGUAGAGUGAGAAGCUCCUUGUUUUCUCUGGACAAACCUUCGGGUAUCAUAGUCCAGUCGCAACAUCUUCCUUCUCCCCGUUCUUCACAAGCCAGGGGACAAGAUCCUCCUAUCACCGCAAUCUUCGCAUGAUGCACUCCUCUCUACUCAGAUGGGGGUUACAGGGCUGUAUCAGAGGCAGUGGAGAUUCCUAAAUUGAGCUCGUGGCAGGUUUUGUCGUAUAUUAGAGUUCAUGAUUUAUUUAUUUAAUUUUUUUUUUUCUGUACAAAUUUGUGUUUUUGUUUUUUUUCCCUAUUAAAUAAAUUGAAGUUAGGGGCUUCUAUCAUUCGAUUC